This is a messenger RNA of Rhododendron vialii, 2719 nucleotides long. RefSeq names its product probable DEAD-box ATP-dependent RNA helicase 48. The transcript has 10 exons. Gene Ontology annotation, molecular function: nucleic acid binding; ATP binding; RNA helicase activity. Lineage: Eukaryota; Viridiplantae; Streptophyta; Magnoliopsida; Ericales; Ericaceae. The record is from RefSeq and is a predicted model, not a curated record. Bases 89 to 2518 code for a protein of 809 amino acids.
UAAAAAUAAAAAUUCAAGUCCCGCGAAGCCCUAAUCCCCUCCUUCCCCCUUAAACCCUAAACCCCUCCUCUCACUCCUCUAACCCAAAAUGUACUCCUCCAUCCUCCGUCGACCAAACUCCACCACCUCCCCACCCCUUCUCUCCUCCCUCACCUUCCUUCGCCCCAUGGGCGGCGGCCCCCGCACCUUCCCCGGCGGCCUCAACAAAUGGCAGUGGAAGCGCAUGCACGAGAAAAAAGCCAAAGAGAAAGAGAAAAGACUCCUCGAUCAGGAGAAGCAACUCUACCAGGCCCGGAUCCGGUCCCAAAUCCGUGCCGAACUCGCUCCGCAACAACCACCAGGUAACAGACAGCCCGACCCGAACUACGGCCCCAUGAGCGCCGAUGACCACAUUAAAGCCCUGGCUGAUAGGUUUAUGAAAGCCGGGGCCGAGGAUUUGUGGAACGAGGCCGACGGCCCGAUCAAGUCGGCUCCGGAGCCGAAGCCGGUUGACCGAUCGGGCCGAACGCCCAUUGAUAUAAGGAAGUUGAUUUCUGAGAGUGAGGGAAGGAAUUCGACGGAUUUAAUGAAGUCGUCGAAACCUCGGUACUACUCUGUUUGUAGGUUGAGUUGGAAUGGAUCGAGGUUCGGUUUUGAGAGAAAUGAUAGUGAUAAUAGAUUGGGGGAUCGAGGUUUGAUUAGUCGAUUGAUCGGAACGAAUUUUGGCUUACGGGAGUUGAUGUCGGAUUGUGAUAGGGCUCGGGAUUCAACGUGUUUGAAUGGUGGUUUGAAAAGUAGGUGCUACUCGGUGUUUACUCGGAGGGGUGUGAAAGGCUCGAGGUUCGAUUUUAGGAGGAAUGAGAGUAGUGAGGACGAGGAUUCAGAUGAUGAGUUCGGUGAUGGUGAGGAAGGGAAAAUGAGGGGUAGGGAUAAUGCUGGGAAGUUGAUGAGUAGUGCUGGUUUGGGGAAGUAUGAUGUGAAGAAAACGAGGCGAGUGCCGUUGAAGUUUUUGGAAGAGGAGGAGAAUUUGUCAGAGCGUGUUGAGGCUAUUAGGAAAGAGUUUAACAUGAGGAAUUCGGUGCAGAAUGCAGUGGACAGAAGUGAUGAGGACUCGAUUCUUAGUGAAAAGAGAUUUGAUGAGUGUGAUGUAUCUCCCUUGACUGUUAAGGCGCUUUCUGAGGCAGGCUAUGUCCAAAUGACCAGGGUACAAGAGGCUACACUUUCUGUUUGCCUUGAUGGAAAGGAUGCUUUAGUCAAGGCUAAAACUGGCACUGGAAAAAGUGCUGCUUUUUUGCUACCUGCAAUUGAAACAGUUUUGAAGGCUUCAAGUAGCAAUACCGUUCAGCGAGUGCCACCCGUAUAUGUUCUUAUUCUCUGUCCCACACGAGAACUUGCAAGUCAGAUAGCUGCAGAAACAAAUGUUAUGCUGAGGUACCAUGACAGUUUUGGGGUCCAAACACUGGUUGGAGGUACUAGAUUCAAGGUUGACCAAAAACGCCUGGAAUCAGAUCCAUGCCAGAUAAUCGUUGCAACUCCUGGUAGAUUGUUGGAUCACAUUGAGAACAAGUCUGGCUUAUCUGUGCGUUUGAUGGGACUGAAAAUGCUUAUCCUUGACGAAGCGGACCACUUACUAGACUUAGGAUUUCGGAAGGACAUGGAGAAAAUCGUUGAUUGUUUACCCCGACAAAGGCAGUCUCUCCUGUUCUCCGCCACAAUCCCCAAGGAGGUUCGCCGAAUAUCUCAGCUUGUUUUGAGAAGGGAACAUGCUUAUAUCGACACUGUAGGUCUGGGUUGCGUGGAAACUCCUGCUAAGGUUAAGCAGUUUACUCUUGUUACUCCGCAUGAGUUGCAUUUUCAAGUGGUGCACCAUCUCUUGAAUGAACAUAUCUCACAAACACUUGAUUACAAGGUGGUUGUUUUCUGUACAACUGCAGUGGUAACAUCCCUCAUGUUUCUUCUUUUGAGGGAUAUGAAAAUGAAUGUCAGGGAGAUACAUUCCAGGAAGCCUCAACUCUACCGUACUCGUAUAUCUGAUGAAUUCAAGGAGUCAAAACGAUUGAUUCUUAUUACAUCAGAUGUAUCAGCUCGUGGCAUGAAUUAUCCUGAUGUUACUUUGGUCAUUCAGGUGGGUAUUCCGUCUGAUCGCGAAAACUAUAUUCAUCGUCUUGGAAGAACAGGGCGGGAAGGCAAAGAAGGAGAAGGGAUUUUGUUGCUUGCACCAUGGGAAGAGUAUUUCCUGCAUGAAAUAAAAGACCUGCCUGUUGAAAAAUAUCCCGCCCCACAACUAGAUCCAGAUGUGAAAAUAAAGAUAGAGAAUUCAAUGGCAAAGAUUGAUACUAGCAUGAAAGAAGCAGCUUAUCAUGCUUGGCUCGGGUACUACAACUCAAUCAAGGAAAUUGGAAGAGAUAAAACUAUACUUGUCGAGCUAGCCAACCAGUUUUGUCAUUCUAUUGGCUUAGAGAAAACUCCAGCUCUCUUCAGGAAGACUGCUCUAAAAAUGGGUUUGAAAGAUAUCCGUGGAAUAAAGAUUCGCAGAUAACCUAUGAACUGUUUAUCAUUAAGAAGGUGCUAUAUAUGUAAUACAUUUGGCUAGUACCCCAAGACAAGAGGGGACUGUAUUUUUGGCCGAUCGCACCCAGAACAAUUCCAUGCUCCUAUGAACAUUGUGUUGCUGAUAAGAAGGGACGGUAUUGCCAGUGAAAGUAGAUACAGUGGUCGGAUGCCCUGAUUUCGAUACAAC